This is a messenger RNA of Dibothriocephalus latus, 747 nucleotides long. The record is from the annotation of a GenBank genome assembly. Lineage: Eukaryota; Metazoa; Platyhelminthes; Cestoda; Diphyllobothriidea; Diphyllobothriidae.
AUGCUCAUAGGCCUUACUAUUGUGGGCCUCGGUAUAUACCUUCUCGUAUCAGGUUACGUUAGUGAACCGGACGGCCGACUGAGCAUUCUUGCCUUCCCUUGUAUUGGCAUUACUAUACUCGGAAUUGUACCCGUUUUCCUUGCAAUCUGUGGCUGUUGGGGUGCCCUGCGUUUCAACCGUUGCUGCCUCGGACUCUACUUCACUUUCCUUCUCUUCGUAUUCGCUGCUGAGAUUGCAACCGGUAUUGCUGGUGUUGUCUACAAAGAAAAAGUUCGCGAUGGCAUUAUGCAGUACUUGAAGGCCGCUGUUGAUGCUUACCAACCUGGCGAGGGCCAGAAGUUAACUGCUCUUGAUCUGAUUCAGGUUACGUUCCAAUGUUGCGGUUACGAAAGUUCCGCCGACUACCUGAAGAAACUGCAGAGUGUGCCCCAAUCCUGCUGUGCAUACGGGAACUGCGUCGCAAUCGGCGCUAACCUGUCUUCUGAUCUCCCGGGUUGCAAAGAGCGCGCCAUCGAUAUUGAAAGCCGGACCCUCAUCAUAUGUGCAGUCAUCAUCGCCCUGGCUCUGGUCCAGCUAAAACUAUUUGAACAGCAGCUGCAGAAGUGGGAGACAGUAUGCAGUCCUAUUGACUUUAUCCAUCUUUCACCUGGUCUGUCUAAAGGCGGUACUUACGCAGUCCGCCUUUUACGAUGGUGUAGAAAAGGUCUUAUUCAACAGGCCAAAUCACCUGGAGACGGUCAGUACUAG